Molecule: messenger RNA, 582 nt
Organism: Auxenochlorella protothecoides
Lineage: Eukaryota; Viridiplantae; Chlorophyta; Trebouxiophyceae; Chlorellales; Chlorellaceae
Product: Cleavage and polyadenylation specificity factor CPSF30
Exons: 3
Coding region: 1-582 (193 amino acids)
Molecular function (GO): metal ion binding; RNA binding
Source: RefSeq, a predicted model, not a curated record
AUGGACGACAUCGAGUUCGACUUCGAGAGGUCGCUGGCCUCUCAACGGCAACAGCAGCAGCAGCCACCUUCUACCAGCAGACUCUAUGAGAAUGCUUCGGGAGGGAAGGGAACGGAACGCCCGCGUAAUUACAGACAGACCGUGUGCACAUACUGGCUGCGAGGACUCUGCAUGAAAGGCGAUGCCUGUGGUUUCCUGCACCAGUUUGACCCAGCCCGCAUGCCGGUGUGCCGGAACCUGCUGAAGAAUGGGGUGUGCAAGGAUGUGGACUGCCCCUACAAGCACAGCAUGGAGGAGAUCAAGGAGUGCAACAUGUACAAGCUCGGAUUCUGUAUCUACGGCCCAGCGUGCCGGUUCAAGCACACCCGGCUCGCAGGCCCCCCCGCGGAGCCCAACCAGCUGGAGGCCGCCAAGCCCAAGGAGUUUAGGAACGUGAGCAUCGUGGCGGAUCAGGCCAACCGCGGCAUCCACUUGCUGGGACCCCACGGUCGGCCGCGGGACCUCAACCUGCCGGCGCUCACGGCCGGCCCAGGCACGGCGCCGAGGUCCAGGGCCAUGGUGCCUUCGGGUGCCGUUCGAUGA